Triticum urartu is the source of this 705-nucleotide messenger RNA. Lineage: Eukaryota; Viridiplantae; Streptophyta; Magnoliopsida; Poales; Poaceae. The record is from RefSeq and is a predicted model, not a curated record.
GCAGCCGCGAGAGGCCCUCACACCAUCCAUCACCUUAGCUAGCAUAGCAUCCCGUCUCUGCAGCUGUAAGGGUCUCGAGCUUGCUAACGCGGCCGGUCAUGGCGAUCAGGGGGGUACCUUCGCAGCGGGAGAUGACGGUGGCGGAGUUCAAGGAGUGGCUGAAGCAGUUCGACGCGGACGGCGACGGCCGGAUCAGCAGGGACGAGCUCCGCGAGGCCAUCCGCCGCCGCGGCGGCUGGUUCACCACCCUCAGGGCCGGCCGCGCCGUCCGCCGCGCCGACAGGGACAACAGCGGCUUCAUCGACGACGCCGAGGUGGAGAACCUCGUCGCCUUCGCGCAGAAGGAUCUCGGCAUGAGGAUCUCUGCCUGGUAGCCGCCUGCCUAGGCUGGCUCCAUGGUUUUUUUUAUCUCGGCCUACUGAAUGAAAACUACUCCAUUUGUUUUAAAAUAUAGUGUUUUCUCUAUUCUUGUGCUUCAACUUCAACCAUAAAUUUAAUCUCAUUGGUUAAAUUUAUAGUCAAAGUUGGACCUUAGAAAUUGCGGAUGCACUAUAUUUUAAAAUGAAGGAAGUACCAGCAACCACCAUAGUACAGUACCUGUCUAGCGUCGUAUGAUAUGGUUGAGCUUGACAUGCCAACUUCUCCUGAAUAAUAUGUGUAAAAUCGGGAGACUUAAUUAAGGUUCGCCACUAUGCAGUUACUUCA